AAAAAAUGUUACGCUCGUUCGUUACCUGACUGGCGAGGUUGAGUUGACAGACAACAUCCACAGGAGAGAGAGAGAGAGAGGGGAGGAGGAGGAACAUGGAAUGAAGAAAAUUACAUUAAACAAAAAACACAAUGAGGUUGGAAUUACCGUGUCUUAAACCAACCGGAGAAGGUGUAGAGCUGUUGUGUUAGCCCGUCUGUCCAACCAACCGCUCCACCAGGUGUAUCAGACCGCUGGGAAUGACUGCACCUUCACAACCUCACCAGGAGUGGGCCCUGGAGGACGACGCCCACAUCAAUCACACAGCCAGGAGCUAGGAGCACCUUCCUUCCUUUAGCUAGGAGCACCUUCCUUCCUUUAGCUAGGAGCACCUUCCUUCCUUUAGCUAGGAUAGCCUCUCUUCCUUUAGCUUGGAUAGCCUUUCUUAGUUAGCUAGUGUGAGUCCAGUCCUAGGUUUAGAUGCAGCUUUGAUGCUGGUGGUGAUUUAGAGAGAGAGAGACCCACAGAAGAGGAUGGCUCAUCAGUUCACCUGAUCUCUACCCUUACUGUUGCUAACUUGAUUAGUAGUUAUCAGCCGAAGGCCUCAUACAGAGUAUAUUCACACUCACACAUUCAGUACUAGCCCUACACUGUGUGGUGAUUUGGCUCCCUCCACCUCUCCAUUCCCCUCCACGCCCCCCUGACGGUCUGGUGGAUGUUUUGGCGGCUCUGAGGACUGCAUGGCAGUGGCGUAAUCGUGGAGAGGCCAGGGUACCACAAACUUAUGGACUUUGACAAGAGAGGAGGAGGAGGAGGAAAGGGGGAGGCAGAGGAAGGGAAGAGGAUGUCAAAGACGGGAGGGAGCCGGUCGGGGCACGGCAGUCGCAGCUCGGGGAGCAACUCCGGGGUGCUCAUGGUGGGCCCUAACUUUCGGGUCGGGAAGAAGAUUGGUUGUGGGAACUUUGGAGAGCUACGCCUGGGGAAGAACCUGUACACUAAUGAAUAUGUGGCUAUCAAACUGGAGGCCAUCAAGUCCCGGGCCCCACAGCUCCACCUGGAGUACAGGUUCUAUAAACAGCUGGGGAGUUCAGAGGGCGUCCCCCAGGUAUUCUACUUCGGGCCCUGUGGGAAGUAUAAUGCCAUGGUUCUGGAGCUGCUGGGACCCAGUCUGGAAGACCUGUUUGAUUUGUGUGACAGAACCUUCUCCCUCAAGACCGUCCUCAUGAUCGCUAUUCAGCUGAUCACGCGGAUGGAGUUUGUCCACACCAGGAGUCUGAUCUACCGGGACGUGAAGCCAGAGAACUUCCUGGUUGGCCGGCCCGGCAGCAAGCGGCAGCACACAAUCCACAUCAUAGACUUCGGCCUGGCCAAAGAGUACAUCGACCCUGAGACCAAGAAACACAUCCCUUACAGGGAGCACAAGAGCCUGACGGGCACCGCACGUUACAUGAGCAUCAAUACUCACCUGGGCAAAGAACAAAGCAGGAGAGAUGACCUGGAAGCUCUAGGUCACAUGUUCAUGUACUUCCUGCGAGGCAGUCUGCCCUGGCAAGGCCUGAAGGCAGACACUCUGAAGGAGCGCUAUCAGAAGAUAGGUGACACCAAGAGAGCCACGCCCAUCGAGGUGCUAUGUGAGAACUUCCCAGAAGAGAUGACCACCUACCUGCGUUAUGUGCGGCGCCUGGAUUUCUUUGAGAAGCCGGACUACGACUACUUACGCAAACUCUUCACCGACCUCUUCGAUAGGAACGGCUACGUCUUUGAUUACGAGUACGACUGGGUCGGCAAGCCACUGCCCACUCCUAUUGGUCCAGUCCCCAGUGAGCCCCUCCUACAGUCCAGCAGCAGAGACAAGGCAGCGCAGCAGACCAAAAACCAGUCGCCAGAACCCAAAGGAAGUGAUUCCCAGCCCACUCCAGUGACCAAUAGGGAGCUGCUGGGGUCCCAUCUAACAGCUGAUAGGCUGGGGGGCUCUGUCCAGGUGUUGAGUUCAACCAAUGGGGAGCUGAAUACAGACGACCCGACGGCGGGCCACUCCAAUGCACCCAUCACUGCCCCGGCCGAGGUGGAGGUGGCCGACGACACCAAGUGCUGCUGUUUCUUUACGAGGAGGAAGAGGAAAGGCCUUCAGAGACACUAGUGAAGAAGAGGAAAGGCCUUCAGAGACACUAGUGAAGAAGAGGAAAGGCCUUCAGAGACACUAGUGAAGAGGAGGAAAGGCCUUCAGAGACACUAGUGAAGAGGAGGAAAGGCCUUCAGAGACACUAGUGAAGAAGAGGAAAGGCCUCCAGUGAAGAAGAGGAAAGGCCUUCAGAGACACUAGUGAAGAAGAGGAAAGGCCUUCAGAGACACUAGUGAAGAAGAGGAAAGGCCUCCAGAGACACUAGUGAAGAAGAGGAAAGGCCUCCAGAGACACUAGUGAAGAAGAGGAAAGGCCUUCAGAGACACUAGUGAAGAAGAGGAAAGGCCUUCAGAGACACUAGUGAAGAGGAGGAAAGGCCUUCAGAGACACUAGUGAAGAAGAGGAAAGGCCUUCAGAGACACUGGUGAAGAAGAGGAAAGGCCUCCAGUGAAGAAGAGGAAAGGCCUUCAGAGACACUAGUGAAGAGGAGGAAAGGCCUUCAGAGACACUAGUGAAGAAGAGGAAAGGCCUUCAGAGACACUAGUGAAGAAGAGGAAAGGCCUUCAGAGACACUAGUGAAGAAGAGGAAAGGCCUUCAGAGACACUAGUGAAGAAGAGGAAAGGCCUUCAGAGACACUAGUGAAGAAGAGGAAAGGCCUCCAGAGA
This is a messenger RNA of Oncorhynchus mykiss (rainbow trout), 2767 nucleotides long. Its product is annotated as casein kinase I. Gene Ontology annotation, biological process: protein phosphorylation. Gene Ontology annotation, molecular function: protein serine/threonine kinase activity; ATP binding. Lineage: Eukaryota; Metazoa; Chordata; Actinopteri; Salmoniformes; Salmonidae. The record is from RefSeq and is a predicted model, not a curated record.